This is a messenger RNA of Saccoglossus kowalevskii, 963 nucleotides long. RefSeq lists its product as uncharacterized. The record is from RefSeq and is a predicted model, not a curated record. Lineage: Eukaryota; Metazoa; Hemichordata; Enteropneusta; Harrimaniidae.
AUGGAUGAACACAACAGAGUUUCCUGUUCUCUGGUUAUGGGAAAGGCCAGAGUGACCCCGUCGAAGCCAUUCACCAUUCCUAGAUUAGAACUGACGGCUGCAGUGACAUCUGUAAGAGUGAGCAAUUUCCUGGCCAAAGAGUUACAAUAUGAAGAUAUAUCUCACACUUAUUGGACUGACAGUAUGGUGACACUAGGCUACAUAACAAACGAGGCAAGGCGUUUUCACAUCUUUGUGGCAAACCGAGUUCAACUAAUUAGGGAUUUUACAUCUCCAGAGCAAUGGCGACACAUUGCUACCAAAGAUAAUCCUGCAGACAUAGCGUCGAGAGGUGUCAGCGCAAAGGAAUUGAACCAGAGUACUUUGUGGUGGAAGGGACCAACAUUCCUAUCGACAGCAGCGACGUUGAUCCCAGAAACCAACCAUGUAGAUUUUCAACCUGACGACCCAGAAGUCAAGAAAGUAACUGUGUUGGUUACAAAAGUCAAACCGGGUAGCCAUGCAGCCAUAUUAACAAGACUGGAAUAUUUUUCGAGCUGGCAUAAGGCAAAGCGAGCUAUCGCUGUAUGUCUACGAUUUAAGAAGAAACUAGUGAACCGAAGUGUGAAGCUGCCGAAAGUCUGUGAAGACUUAAAAUCAUUGAAGGAAGUGAUAAAGAUAUCAUACAUACCUGUUGAUGUCGACGAAAUGCGAAGGGCUGAGCAGGAAAUUAUCAAAUUAACACAGCAACAGGCAUUUGCUAAAGAGUUGCAGAUUCUCCAUAAUACAGAAUUCUCAAGUACCACGACUGGUGGAGAUAGCCGAAAGAAGCACUCACUGAAGAAGACUAGCAACCUAUUCCGACUGGACCCAUACCUCGAUGAAAGUGAAAUACUUAGGGUAGGAGGAAGAAUCAAAAGAGCGAAUCUUCCUAGAGAUAUAACCCAUCCAGUGUUAUUGCCUAAGAAAAUGUCACAAGUUUGA